GGGGGAGGGGCUAUGUCGGGGGCGGUGGCCGCGGCGGCAGCGCUUUGGGAAGAAAAAAUAAAGAAGGAAACCGGGCGGAGGGCCACAGGUCCCGGGAGGCGGCGGCGGCCGAGCGGUUUAGCGGUGUGGCAGCACCGGGCGGCGGGCGCCAGACUCCGGGGCAAAGAGCUGACACUGGAGGGCAGAGCGGUGCUGAGGAUCCAACAGGAGGACUGGAAGUUACUACCCGAUGCCCUACAACAAAUGACCCAUUUACACGAAUGGCAGAUCCACAGAACGGGGCUGGAAACCAUUCCUCAAUUUGUUGGAAAAUUUGACAACCUUAUUGUGCUGGAUGUGUCACGUAAUUCAGUGAAGGAGAUCCCAAAGGAAAUAGGAGAACUGACUAGACUCCGAGAGCUGAACGUCAGCUACAAUCGUCUACAGGCUGUCCCGGCGGAGCUCAGCAGCUGCCAGAGUUUGGAGAAGCUGGAGCUGGCAGUGAACAGGAACAUCGCAGACUUACCUCAACAGCUCUCUCAGCUGAGGAAGCUCUAUCACUUGGACCUCUCCAUGAACAGCUUCAGUCACUUCCCCUCUGCUGUGUUGGACAUGCCAGCCCUUGAGUGGUUAGACAUGGGUAACAACAGCCUUCAGGAGCUGCCCGCAGACAUUGCUCGAAUGGAAAAACUUCACACAAUUUGGCUCCAGAGGAACAAUAUUACUCACCUUCCUGAUGCUAUCGGCAAAAUGAGAAAUCUCAGCACUCUGGUGUUAACCAGCAACAAACUCCAGAAUAUCCCUGUUUGCAUGGAUCAAAUGUCUAACCUCAGGUUUGUGAAUCUGCGGGAUAACCCUCUCCAGUUGCACGUUACGCUUCCUCCCUGCAUCAACCCCGAGGAGGAGGAAGACCGAGAGCUCUUUGGUCUGGAGUUUAUGCUGGUUUACAUUCAGGAAUUAAACCGGAAAGGUUUUGCCCCAAUCGAGGCUGAAAUCACACCAUGAUUUGCCCUGAAUUCACACCGUGUGUUAAAUAAGCUCAGGCUUGGAAAAUAACUGCAGAGCUGAAUUUAUUCACUGUUCCUCAAGAGUUUCUUCACAAUUGUUAUCAACUGAGGAACCAGCUGGGUAAUUGCUGGAGGAAUGCAUUUCAUUCAAUGUAACAAAGAAUAGAAAUUCUAAGCACCCGUCGCUACCCGCAGGUGGACUAUCAACUGCAGCAAAAGGUUAUUUGCCUGAAGUACAUUUCUGUUCAAGGAAAUCGUACGAUAAAGAAUUCUAGAAAUAAAUGAAUUAAAAAUUC
This is a messenger RNA of Callorhinchus milii (elephant shark), 1282 nucleotides long. RefSeq names its product leucine rich repeat containing 39 (gene lrrc39). NCBI's taxonomy places the organism in Eukaryota, Metazoa, Chordata, Chondrichthyes, Chimaeriformes, Callorhinchidae. The record is from RefSeq and is a predicted model, not a curated record. Gene Ontology annotation, molecular function: protein binding. Bases 13 to 984 code for a protein of 323 amino acids. The transcript is spliced from 8 exons.